Messenger RNA from Vespula vulgaris, 6764 nucleotides. RefSeq lists its product as uncharacterized. The transcript has 3 exons. Lineage: Eukaryota; Metazoa; Arthropoda; Insecta; Hymenoptera; Vespidae. The coding region runs from base 5930 to 6550 and encodes 206 amino acids. The record is from RefSeq and is a predicted model, not a curated record.
ACGAACAAUUUCUUUGUAAAUGAUCUUUAAGAAGAGAUCUUUUCCGUUUCCACGAGCGAACGCUAAGAUUCGCGCAUAGAAGCAGUUUUUGGUAAAAGAAAUUUCCAAUUUCUUUCUAACGCCGCAUAAUCUUUGUAUGGACGAAUACGCGGAUGCGCGUUAAAAACAAUUUGUUACAACUAACAAUGCACGUGUAGAUAGGAGCGAUACAUCAUCGUUUAGGUUUUCUUUCGAUUAUCCGAGCGUAAUUUAUUCUGGCGUAACGAUCGUGGGCGGGUGCGGGCGAUCGCCGUCGUACACGAAGAUUUUUCAAUUCCGUACGGACAGCGUGGACCGGCGUGCGUGCUUGGAUAUUGAUUUGCGAAUGAUUUAUAUACGAUGCCGUAAUAUCGUGUCUUCCCAUUUCUUCUCUCGACAAAACCCCUCCAUCGUCGUGUAGCGAACUAACGGGACUUUGCGGCGCUCUUAAGGGAAUCCGUCCCAGAGCGUAUCAAUGCGCUUUCCACGUUCCAUUCCUUUUUUCUUCGAACGUUCAAGAGCGCUCGACGUUCCGCGAGAUUUAUGACUUUCGUUCUAAUCUAUCCUUGCGCAUCCUGCCCGUCGUCGAUCGCAUUUCUACGACGCCGUUGGAUCUCGUCUUAUUUCCUAACGAAACCGAUACUCGACUCGAUCUCUCUUCUUCGUUUAUCGAAGCGGCGUACAAGACCCAAGCUAAUAUUCAUACCUUGAUCCGGCAACGAUCAGUCUUUUUCACGUCCCACGUAAAAGGCUUAUCUCGUCGCUUCCGGUGUAAUGCUUUGCGGAAAGGUUGGAACAUGAUUUUUCCUUCCCCUAUCUUUUUCCCUCUCUCUUUCUCAUCGUCUACCAUGGGCUUUUUAUCUUUUGUACGGUUCUAGUUGGUAGAUUUUUCUUAACGAUUAGUCGGUAGACGACGUUUAACGACAACGUAAAGUAUUGCGAAAGCGGAUAUUCGAAAGCUAACGGUUUCGUUCCGUUUAGUGCGCAGCACACAUAGGAUCGAACUAUCAAAAGGAUUUCCGGGGCGAGAAGACGGACAAUACUUACUAAUACCGUCUAAUGGCGCUCGCUGUAGCCUCUCGCGGUAAUAGGCUCUACGCGAUAACGAAACGAGAUCGUACGCAAGGGCAUUAGAUAAAUUAAUCGGGACGUUGCGUUGUACUGCGUUAUUAACGAGAUCGACGGACAGGCUCGUAGAGAACUAAUGCAUCGCGGGAAUGAAAAUUCAAUGCGUACCGCCGAAAUAGCAUCCUCGGGAUAGCGAAAUGGGAUUUAAUUUCGAACGUUGUUUCUUACUUUCAACUAGUCGCUUUUGAAGCGAUUGAACGUCAAAUGAAACGAAAGCUAGGAUCGGGUUGAAAAUUCGCUCACGUUGAAAGGGUCGCCGCAAUCGCGAGGGAUCUUUUUGUAUAUUAGGAUCUUUGAGAUAUACUUUAUUGCGACGAUUCUUAGGCAAGGAAAAAAGGCUUUCGCAAGGAGAUUCAUCGUAGACAAGGCAGCCAUGCUAGCUGCUGCUUUUGAAUUCGAUCCACGCGUGCACGUAUCACAGGCACGCGCAAUGUUUUAUUCACAUUGUAUUUGUAUCGCCGUCCGAAUAUCCUGCCAGUGCCAAAAGCGAUUCCGCGCAGAGAAAGGAACACUUUUGUCGAGAAAGUAUUUUUCAAAAAUGUCGUCAAUUUUCCUUUCGUCUCUCUUUUCUCCGCUCGUCGUCCGCUCUCUUUCCUUUGUCAUUGCAGAAAAGCUUUCAUAAUAGAAUUUCUUAGCUACUUUAUAUAGCAGCUUUAUUCGAAAAACCUUGAAUAAGUAAUUAAUCGCAAAGCUCUAGGUUAAGUUACGUCCUUACUCGAUCGGUGCGAGCCUUCUCGCUGAAUACGAAUUAAUAGAAUUCUUUAGAGACUCUACCGCCGGUGACGAGCGUUUCGUACACUCGGAACUUUGAACUCGCGCUCCCUGCCACCACCUCCCAACUUUAUUUCAUAAACAGCAAAAAGUUUAUUCCUUAAGAGGAUGCGAGCGUAAUGUUGAAGCGGCGCGAAAACGAUCGAGUAAUUUAAAGAAAAUCUUUUCCCGCGAAAUUAUACGUACGGCGAUUAAAUGCGAAUUAAAAGAUCAAGGAUACCGGCGGUAGAUUUGCAGAAAAAAAAUUACAACAUCGAGUCAUUACGCUCGUAUCGUAUCGUCGAACGCAAAACGCAUCGAAUGCGAAAUUGAGCGAUGGAAUCGGAUUUUGGAACGUAUCCAUCGAUCGAGCGGAAAGAGACGCGCGUGAAAAUGUAACAAUCGCCGUUGCAUGGCGUAGAAUCCUUGCUGAUCGACGUUAUCGCCGUUACGACGGGGGUAGAUCGGAGAAAAGGGCGAGGAGAAGGGAGGUGAAGAGAGAGAGAGAGAGAGAGAGAGAGAGGCGAAAAGGUCGUCGACGCUCGACAACGAGCGACGAGGUGGCCCGCGGUUCGUCCUCGAUUUUGAAGGUUUUCGGACCACGUUCGAUGCGAAAUUACAAUGAUGUACGUACGCACCGAGCGAAAGCAAUUUAUUACACCGCAUUUCCGCUACGUAGGUUUACCCAACGAAGUUAAUGACUAUCGCCGGAUCUAUUUAGCGCAUGAAACGAUCGGCAGCGAUUCGCUACUAUCUCACGAAUACGGUAUUUUAUUAACGUUUAUCGCGCGGUGCGACGUACGAUCGAACGAUCGGACACACAUGCUUUACAACGGUUCAGAAUUUAAGGUUCCGCGUCUCUUCGUAAGAUCUUUCGCGCGAUUGGAGGAGGCCGAAGAAGAUUGAAGAUAAAAAAGCGAAGAACGCGUAUGGGAAUCGUAAGAAAAAAGGUGAGAACGAGGUUACGAUUCACGGUACGGUACGAUCUAGAUAAUUCGCCCAUUUAUCUCAUCCUUCUUCUCUUUGCCGCGGACCAAGCACUUGUUCGUUUAUCGGUCCCUCCUGCUCCUUAUCGUCGCGCGCUUGCGCCUUUUCCUUUUCUUCUCUUACCUCAAUUCACACGGUUACAUACACGCGCAAGCGUUCCAAGGGAAUCCACAUUUUCUCUUAUCCGCGUCCUCACGGUUCAAGUUCGCAGUCAUUCCACGUGGUUCCACCUCGGCUAAUAAACGACCUGAGGGAUUUCGUACGUCUUAGAAGCUUCUCUUUCGCACUCCACUUCUCUCUCUCUCUCUCUGUCUCUCCCUUUUUUCUCGUUUCACAGGCAGGUAUUAUCGAAACGUCUACUAUAUCGAUCCGAGUCUGCGAUGAGAGAGAGAGAGAAAGAGAGAGAGAGGUAGGUAGGAUCGAAUUACGGUAAAUUAUCGAGAAAAAUUGUCUAAAUUUUGUAUAAUACGACGACGUGUCGGUAUCGACAGUUUUCGACACGAUUUUCAAAACUCUUAACCUUUCUCGUUCUCGACGUACUCUCGAAAGUGCAAGAGGUUCCACGUCGAUCUCGUUCGUUUUGAUUUCGGUCGUUCGAGUGCGACCGAGAUCGAUCGUAGAAGAGAAGGAAACGAAGAGAGAUACUUUGUAAAUCGACCUGUAGCAGAGCGAGAAACUAAUGUAGCCGGGCGUUCAUUAACAUACGAGGGUCGUUGGUAUCGUCGUGGCUGCAACGACGCCGACGAGUAAUUACGCACGCCUAACGCGCCUGUGUAGCCGACUAACAAAGUUGUGUGCAUGCGCGCGAGUGUAAACGCGUGCGGUGCGCCUACGUUACGACGCGUAGUAGCGUGUCGUAGUCUCGUGGUCGAAGGGGUGUACGAAGGGAGUCGGAAAUCGGCAAGGCGGGAAGAAAGGUGAAAGAAACAGACGUAAAGAGAAAAAGAUAGAGGAAAGAGGAAGGAGGCGAGAGCGAGAGAGGAACUCGAAGAGCGCGUAGUAGCAGCGUCGUCUACCUGCCGUUCCUUCGCUAGUUGCAAGAGGAUAGUUGGGGAGAUAGUCGAGGGGGUUGCGCCGCCGCCGCCGCCGCCGCCGCCGCCGCCGCCACCGCCGCCGUCGACGCACAUCGACGUGCCGGCGCGAAGAGAAAGGGAGACCCAGAGAGGGGAUGGUAUAGGGCGCUGCCGAGAAGAGUCCGACGUGGUUGACGUUGACUCUCGUUUCGUAGUAUUGCUCUUGCCGCUGGUGGUGGUGGUGGAGGUGGUGGCGGUGGCGGUGGCGGUGGCGGUGGCGGUGGUGGUGGCAUGGAUCGCUUCCAGUGUUCGCGCGGCCGCUCCCUGUCGCACACGGACUACUCACCCCGACGCUGCCGGCGUCGCGACGCUCCAGCUAUCGCCGCCGAAAACGUGCUCGGAGCGCGCCGUCACCGACCGACCGCCGGCUUCGUUCGUCUUACUUUUUAUUUUCUUCCAUCUUUCUCCUUGUUACCUUCUUUUUUCUACUUCUUUCGCAGUGACAUCGUGCGAGAUCGUGCGAAAUAUAUGUAAAAUUCGGCCGAUCGUUUUUCGCGCAAACCCGACGCGUGGAGCGCGACGCGACGCGACGCGACGCGACGCGUUUCCUUUCUCUAAGAGAGAUACGGCUCGAUUCUGAUCUUACCUGACAGCUACCUCGGCCGAGGGCUCUCGUGUUACGGGUUAUCGACGUUCCUUGUUUUCUCCUGCAGGAAGUUUCUCGGGCGAAAGAAAGACGGAGCGUCGAAGUUUUCUAUCGUUGGCAGAGAAUAGUUGGAGGAAAAUUUCUGCUUCUGUCGCAUAAAACUCUGCUCGAGUUUCACGUUUCAAGGGCCAGAGUCUGUACGCGAUAACUCGUCCUCGCAUCGAGCAACGCUCUAGACAUAUCAAACGAGAUGGGAUCGACCAAAGAAGAGAGAGAUAUCAUUUUUUAUCGACGCGCAUAUCGCUACUCGUAAGAAGCCUUAUCGAUGACGAGCGACUAAAACCAACAAGUGUCUUAAAUCAACAAGUACCAACUGCCAAGGUCGUCGCAGCGAGCGGAAAUCUACACUAGUCCGUGGUGCUAACAGAGCAUUCUCCUUUCUACGAGCUAAAGAUCGGAAUCGAAAAGGAAAUUCGAGGGGAAAGACACUCGCGAUCCUCUCGCGAUCGGUCCCCCGAUAAUCGAUGAGAGAAACGUGCGCUUCGUAUCGCGUUCGAACGAGUCACGAAAGUCGAUUGUUUUGAGAAGAGGAAGAGGAAGAGGAAGAGGAGGAGGAGGAGGAAGAAGGGGAAGAAGUAUCGUUAAAGGAGAUUCCAAAAGAACACGUUUUUCCACUUUUUCACGUAUUUAUCGUAUUUCUCUCGAGGAUCGUGACGAGCCACCGUUCAUCGAGAUUUCUCUUUUCACGAAGAAUAUCGAUCUCGAGUGUCGAGUACGAUCGAACGUUUGUUAUUAGCAGUAAGAAUAACGAUAUAAAUUCGUCCGAGUUGGCAUUCGAUAGCAAAGGAUACGCGCGAACGUUUCCUAACGGCCGCGGUCAAUCUCCCGAAGGACCGUCCUUCGGAUCCAACGAGGCUGAUUAUUCCAGCAACGAUUGGAUCGGAGCCAACGAGACGGUGCUUGCCACUUUCGAACACAUUUUCCUCCGUUAUUGCUUUCGUCGUUAACGAACUGCGCGAACUCGAGAAAAAUUAAAGAGAGGAAUUUUAUUAACGGCGAAUUCAAAUGCAAGACAAAUAUACGAAAGGAAGAAGAUAGAGAAUAAAAUAAGGAAGCUUAAGAGGGUAUAUUUGACGGGAAUCAUUGGUGACCUCGAUCGGGCCUUAAUUGAAAAGCUCCCGAUAGGAGUCCGUCGAGAUAGUAUUAUCUCUCUCUCUCUCUCCCUCUCCCUCUAUCUCCUACUCCCUUCCCCUCUCUCUCUCUCUCUCUAGCUCUCAUCGAUGUGGUCGAUCUCGUGGGAGUAUUAAGAUCCAUCCCGGCAUCUCUCCGUUAGCCUCGUUUCCUCCCUCAGCCGUAGAGAGCAUCUCGUAGCCAUCGAAUUCCAAUUAUGUCGCAACAUCGAAGAGGCUCCGUACACGGAGCUAGUCCCGUUCCAGGUCAUCCUCCUGCUAACAAUCUUCCCAUCUCCGCUCAUGAGAUUCAAACGAGAGGGAUACCUUUGCCCGGAAUGGUACCAUCGCGCUCGAUCCACGGCAGCCCGAUGCAUGGCAAUCCAAUUCAUGGGUUUGUCAAUCCACUCGGACCAGCCGGUAUCGUUCAUCCACCUCCCACGCAUCCAACGGCGCUCGUAUCCGGAAUUUCUCAUCGUCCGGGAGAGACCGCGCACCAAGGUAGCGAUAAAGUCGUACAACAGGGGCCGACCUCGUCGUCCUCGGGCUCGCCUUAUUCCUCGCACGGUUCUCCGAUGAGAACACCGAUGAGUUCUGGUCAUGGAACGCCGCAGGAUUCGCCGCAUGUGACGAGACAUCGUAGAGACUCGGAACACUCGGGUUCGUCGCCACCGAUCGGUGGUAUAUCGUCGAGACGCGGCUCUACCGACGUCAUUAUUGGACCUUCUUCGAUCCAGGAAGGUCACCAUCAUCCCUCCGGAUCACCCGGUGCUCGUGCACGACGCCGAUCCGACUACAGCCCUCAUCAGGUAAAAAGAGAAAAAAAGAGAGGAAAGUAAAAAAAGAGCUGACUUUAUGAGGUACCAAAGAAGGAUCUCCGUUUCUCGAGGAGGCUGAAAAAGUGGGAAAAGACGUGCGAUGUUUCCGAAAGUAGCAAUUCUCGGUCAAAGAUCGUUCCAAGUAGGAGGCAUUGGAAUUUUUGUGUUUGCCGAGGACGGAGAAGCCUCCUCUAUCCUGCGAAUUCGAAACUCGCAGAGUUUCGAGGAUGUAAAA